This is a messenger RNA of Lacerta agilis (Sand lizard), 5251 nucleotides long. RefSeq names its product mitogen-activated protein kinase kinase kinase 4 (gene MAP3K4). Bases 8 to 4708 code for a protein of 1566 amino acids. Gene Ontology annotation, molecular function: ATP binding; protein kinase activity. Gene Ontology annotation, biological process: protein phosphorylation; MAPK cascade. Lineage: Eukaryota; Metazoa; Chordata; Lepidosauria; Squamata; Lacertidae. The record is from RefSeq and is a predicted model, not a curated record. The transcript has 27 exons.
CCGAGCCAUGGAGGAGCCGGAGCCGGAGCCGGAGUGUAGCGGGGCUGCCAAAAAGCAAGACAGUAAGUCUGAAGAUGUCUCUGGCAGGAUCUCCGAAUCUGAUCCUGAGGACUUGUCUGAUGAAGAAAAUGCUGAAACUUCCUAUGGAAACUCUCCUCCUAGCACACCACGGCAGAAUAAGCGCUCGUCAACGAAGCAUCUGAAAAACAGUGUUGGGAGACCUACCGGCCGCUUUUUAAGAGAGAAGAUGAGCUCGCCAAGCCAGCUGUCCAACAAAGACAACGCCAAAACCAUAGAGAACACUGAAGAGCACAGCUAUAAGCAGGGGAAAAAGAUCCGAGCCACCCUGAGGACAACUGAGAGGGAUCACAAGAAAAAUGUCCAGUGCUCAUUCAUGUUGGACACGGUUGGUGGGUCCUUGCCAAAAAAGUCAAUUCCAGAUGUUGAUCUCAAUAAGCCUUACCUCAGCCUUGGCUGCAGCAAUGCGAAGCCUCUCGUAUCUGUACCUGUGCCUAUAGCCAAAACUACACGCCAGACUUCUCGUACUGAUUACCCAGCGGACCGCUUAAAGUUCUUUGAAACCCUGCGGCUUUUGUUAAAGCUUACCUCAGUUUCCAAGAAAAAGGACAAAGAGCAGAAAGGGCAGGAGAGCACUUCCGCUGUCGAGUUAAACCGAUCCAAUGAACUAAUUUGGCUUGAACUGCAAGCUUGGCAUGCGGGGCGGACUAUUAACGACCAAGAUUUCUAUCUGUACACAGCCCGCCAAGCCAUCCCAGAUAUUAUUGUAGAAAUCCUUACAUUCAAAGUGAACUAUGGGAACCUCUCUUGUCUAGGAAGUGGCGCUAGUCUUAAUGGUACAUCAGGAGGACAGUGUAAAGCAGCUCAUGGAGCUAAUGCUAUGGGCUACUCUAGCUACCAUGAGCAUCUCUAUCGCCAGCGGGUCUCAUUUGAACAGGUAAAGCGGAUAAUGGAGCUGCUAGAAUACGUAGAAGCACUUUAUCCAUCUCUGAAGGCCCUUCAAAGUGACUAUGAAAAGUAUGCUGCGAGGGAUUUUCAGGACAGGGUGCAGGCACUCUGUCUCUGGUUGAACAUUACAAAAGACUUAAACCAGAAACUGAGGAUUAUGGGAACUGUUUUGGGCAUCAAGGAUCUCUCUGACAUUGGCUGGCCAGUGUUUGAAAUCCCUUCUCCUCGUCCAUUCCGGGACAACGAUCCAGAGGAUGAGGAGGAGGAGGACGAUAGGGAAACCUCGGGGGCGUGCACAGAAGAAAGUGAAGAUGAAGAACAAAUCUCUCAGGAGAGUGUGGAGGAACUCAGACAAGCCAUCCAGAAUAAUUUUGCCAAUAAGCCAAAUUUUGACUUUCAGGCACAGGACCAUUUGUCAAGAAAGCUUGACAGGCUUGAAUCUGAGGACGACUCAACCUGCUGGGCUGUUACGGAGUGCAGCGGUGAGACGGGGUGCAGCAGACACUGUUUGACCUCUAUUUAUAGACCGUUUGUAGAUAAAGCACUGAAACAAAUGGGGUUGAGAAAGCUCAUUUUAAGACUGCACAAGUUAAUGCACGGCUCCUUGCAAAGGGCCCGAAUGGCAUUGAUAAAGAGCGAUCAGCAGUUGGAGUUUUCAGAGUACCCAGAUCCCAUUUUAUGUUCAGAUUACGUGCAGUUGUCAAAUUCUCCGCCUUCUUCAGAUCAAAAGUGCAGUACUGUGUCACGGGAAGAGCUGAAGUCUAUGGAUUUGCCAUCUUUUGAGCCUGCAUUCCUAGUUCUUUGCCGAGUCCUUCUCAAUGUUAUCCAUGAAUGCCUCAAAUUAAGGUUGGAACAGCGGCCUGCUGGGGAGCCAUCUCUCUUGAGUAUUAAACAGCUAGUGAGAGAGUGUAAAGAGGUCCUGAAAGGGGGUCUGCUUAUGAAGCAAUAUUAUCAGUUUAUGUUACGUGAGGUGUUAGAUGACUUGCAGAAGAACAACUGCAACAUCGACUCUUUUGAGGAGGACCUGCAUAAGAUGUUAAUGGUUUAUUUUGAUUAUAUGCGAAGCUGGAUCCAAAUGCUACAGCAGUUACCUCAAGCAUCUCAUAGUUUAAAAAAUCUCCUGGAGGAAGAAUGGAAUUUCACCAAAGAAAUCACUCCUUAUAUACGAGGAGGUGAAGCUCAAGCUGGAAAAUUGUUCUGUGACAUUGCAGGAGUGCUGCUUAAAUCUACAGGGAUCUUUUUAGACUCUGGCUUACAAGAGAGCUGUGAUGAGUUUUGGGCUAAUGCUGAUGACAGUGCAGCUUCAGAUGAAAUCAGGAGGUCUGUGAUAGAGACCAGCCGGGCACUGAAAGAGCUGUUCCAUGAAGCCAGAGAGAGAGCAUCCAAAGCUCUUGGCUUUGCCAAGAGAUUAAGAAAGGACCUUGAAAUAGCAGCAGAGUUCACAUUGUCUGCCUCUGUGCGGGACUUCCUCAGUGCCCUGAAUGCACAACAGUACAUGAAGGUACAGAUCCCUGGACUUGAAAACUUGCAGAUUUUUGUGCCAGAUAACCUUUCAGGAGAGAAAUCUAUCAUCCUGCAGCUACUUAAUACAGCUGCAGGAAAGGACUGUUCAAAAGACUCUGAUGAGGUUGCAAGCGAACCAUUUUUACUUAUGACAAAGUACAGAGACAAAGAUGAUGACACUGAUGACAGUUGGAGCACUUGGGAAGGACAGCCUGUCAAAAUUGUCCCUCAGGUGGAGACAAUUGACACAUUGAGAAGUAUGCAGGUUGACAACCUCCUCCUUGUAGUCAUGCAGCCUGUUCAUCUUGUGAACCAGAGAAAAGCUGUCCAACAAUUUCUUGAAGGGCUCAUCUCUUUACAUCAGGAGCAAACAUCCAGCCAGCCAGUCAUUGCCAAAGCUUUGCAGCAGCUGAAGAGUGAUGCAUUACAGCUUUGCAAUAAGAUAAGCAGUGCGAUUGACAGAGUUGAUCGCAUGUUCACAUCUGAAUUUGAUGCUGAGGUUGAUGAAUCGGAAUCUGCCACCUUGCAACAAUAUUAUCGGGAAGCCAUGAUCCAGUGUUACAACUUUGGUUUUGAGUACCACAAAGAAGCCAUCCGUCUGAUGUCUGGGGUAUUCAGACAGAAAAUUGGAGACCAGUAUAUCAGUUUUGCAAGAAAGUGGAUGAAUUAUGUCCUUACUAAGUGUGAGAGUGGCCGAGGUACUAGACCAAGGUGGGCAACACAAGGUUUUGAUUUCCUUCAAGCCAUUGAGCCAGCCUUUAUUUCAGCUCUGCCUGAAGAUGACUUUUUGAGUUUACAGGCAUUGAUGAACGAAUGUAUUGGCCAUGUAAUUGGAAAGCCUCAUAGUCCUGUUACAGGUUUGUACCUUGCUAUUCAUCGGAAUAGUCCCCGUCCUGUGAAAGUACCUCGAUGCCAUAGUGAUCCCCCAAAUCCUCACCUCAUCAUCCCAACACCUGAAGGGUUCAGCACAAGGAAUGUCCCAUGUGAUGUACGGAACCAUUGCAGCCCUGCUGUUAGUCGCCCCACUCCCGUCGGUGGUGACUCAACUCAGCCAAAACCACCUGUCAGCAGUACAAAUGAUAUCAGAGGCUCCAGCGUCCCUGAAAAUGAUAGACUGGCUUCAAUUGCUGCUGAACUGCAGUUUAGAUCAUUAAGCCGCCACUCAAGUCCCACUGAAGAACGUGAAGAGCCUACUUAUCCAAAAGGAGACUCUAGUGGAUCAGCCCGAAGAAGUUGGGAGCUUCGGACUCUUAUCAAUCAGACCAAAGACACUGCUUCCAGGCAGGGACCCAUGGAGGCAGUUCAGAAAUCUGUCCAGUUGUUUGAAGAAAAGAGGUACAGAGAAAUGAGGCAGAAAAAUAUUAUUGGCCAAGUUUGCAACACUCCCAAAUCUUAUGAUAACGUCAUGCAUGUAGGCUUGAGAAAGGUGACUUUUAAGUGGCAGAGAGGAAACAAAAUCGGAGAAGGUCAAUAUGGAAAAGUCUAUACCUGCAUCAGUGUUGACACUGGUGAACUGAUGGCCAUGAAAGAAAUAAGAUUUCAACCAAAUGAUCACAAAACAAUCAAAGAAACAGCAGAUGAAUUGAAAAUUUUUGAAGGCAUUAAGCACCCUAACCUGGUUCGGUACUUUGGUGUUGAACUCCACAGGGAAGAAAUGUACAUUUUCAUGGAAUACUGUGAUGAGGGAACUCUAGAGGAAGUGUCAAGGCUGGGCCUCCAGGAGCAUGUCAUUAGGCUUUACACCAAGCAGAUCACAACGGCCAUCAAUGUGCUGCACGAACAUGGCAUAGUGCACCGAGACAUCAAAGGAGCAAACAUAUUUCUUACUUCAUCGGGGCUGAUUAAGCUGGGAGACUUUGGCUGUUCAGUAAAAUUAAAGAAUAACACACAGACGAUGCCUGGUGAAGUGAAUAGUACUCUGGGGACUGCAGCAUACAUGGCUCCUGAAGUGAUCACUAGAGCUAAAGGAGAAGGCCAUGGGCGCGCAGCAGACAUCUGGAGUCUAGGCUGUGUUGUGAUUGAAAUGGUCACUGGGAAGAGGCCCUGGCAUGAAUUUGAGCACAACUUCCAGAUAAUGUAUAGAGUAGGGAUGGGCCAUACGCCUCCCAUCCCAGAAAAGAUAAGCCCAGAAGGAAAGGACUUUCUUUCUCACUGCCUGGAAAGUGAGCCAAAGAUGAGAUGGACAGCGAGCCAGCUCCUCGACCAUUCAUUUGUCAAGGUGUGCACAGAUGAAGAAUGAAGUUAUGCACAAUGCGUGGCCUCCUGUUCUCUGGUGAAGUAUCUCUUAAUCACUACUGUAUGUAAUAUUUACAUAAAGACUAUGCUGAGACCCAGGAUACAGUUCAAAAGUUUCUGUGACUGAAGACUGCACAGGUGACCAGCGUCACCUCUACUGCUGCUCUCAUUCAUUUUCCCUUGGCGGGCGUUGCUCCCGGGAUGAUGCCCACGAGUUCAAAGAAGCUGCAUGUUUCCGUGAAAGUGCCAUUACUACUGUAUAAUGGACCAUGACCUUAUUUUUGUUCCUUCGCCUCCAUUUCUCAUAUGAUUGAGAACUGUAAAGUUAAUAUGUAGUAUUUUUGAACUUUCUAGGUUCGAAAAAAAGCAAAGGUUAGUGUUAUAUCAGGUAUUCUGGACCUUGUUUUUACUCUCCUGUUUGUUGAGUGCACUGACUGUGAACUUCUACCUUUUUUGUUGUUUUUUUAUUGGCCAGCUUAAUUUGUUAUGCAAAGGCUGUUUGAUGAAAUCUAAAGGCCUUUCCUCAAUAAAUUGUUUAUUUUAGGAA